AUGUCAUCUAGCGAUAUAGAAAACCAGCAAUCGUCAUCCCCUGCUCCCACGUUACACGACGAGCCUACCAUGGACGACAACGAGAGACAUGGCAUCACUUCUCCAGUAUGGCGGGGUAAGAGAGGCUUGGUUAUCAAGAUCCUUACCGGUAUCAUGGUCGCUAUUCUCGUUGUGUUCCUGGCCGACCUUUCGUACCUUUUCGGUUCAACCUUUCGAACGAACGAUCGAAUCUCUGCUCUCAAGAUCCUUGUUGUCGAUUACGAUGGUGGCCCUGUCGGAGAGUCCGUCACCAACGCCUACAAGAUGCUCCAGGGCAAGUCUUUCCCAACGGUCGAGUUCCAUUCCUCCAACGAAUAUCCCGAAACUUCAGAUGUGAGAAAGGGUGUUUGCAAGGCCGAUUAUUGGGGUGCCCUUUACAUCAACAAGGGUGCUUCCGACCGUCUGGCCGCUGCCUACGAGGGUGGCUCUGCUGCUCAAGACUACAACCCUGCAGACAGUCUCACAUACAUCUACAACGCUGCCAGAUACCCCACUGUCGCGUCUGGUUUCUUGAUCCCCAACUUCCAAGCCCUUGUCGGUGCAGCUCGUGGAGGUUACUACCAAACCCAACAAGGCCGCUCUGCUCUUCGCAACGUCAACUCCAGCGACCCAGCUGCUGUGGAGGCCUAUCUCAACCCCAUCACCAGCACCCCCGAUGUCAUCCAACCCACCAACCAAGGCUCUCGAAACCUGUACAACACCAUCAACAUCGUCAUGGCAAUCCUCGGACAGUUCUUCUACGUCCUUGCCAUGAAUGGUAUCUACGAAAAGUUUGGUCUCCACAAGAACAUGCGAGUCCGCGACGUCUGGGCUAUGCGCUUCAUCAACGGCAAGAUCUUCUCCAUGCUAUAUGCAGUUGUCGUCACUGGCUAUAUCUGGGCUUUCCGCGAAGACUGGGGUGUCAGCGGUACGGAGUGGGCUCUGACCUGGUUGACAUUCUGGCUCUUCAUGGACGUGAACUUCCAGGUUCUCGAGACUGUCAUUGGCAGUUUCGUACCGAUGCCCCUCACUCCUUUCUUCCUCUUGACAUGGUUCAUGGUUAACGUCGCAUCUGUCGUAUUCCCCUUUGAGCUCACUGCUGGGUUCUAUCGCAUUGGAUACAUCUUCCCUGCCCACUCUCUAUGGAUCGUUCUCAUGCAGGUUUGGUCGGGAUGCGGAAACUCUCUGCACAUUGGCCUACCUAUUCUCUUCGCCUGGUGGGUUGUCGGACAUGUCACAGCCUACUUCGGUGUCAAGAAGAGGUGCAUGGACCAAUCCAAGGCCCAGGCAUCUGGCGAAGGAAAGCAAGAGUAA
Messenger RNA from Fusarium pseudograminearum CS3096, 1332 nucleotides. RefSeq lists its product as uncharacterized. Bases 1 to 1332 code for a protein of 443 amino acids. Gene Ontology annotation, cellular component: membrane. The transcript has a single exon. The record is from RefSeq and is a predicted model, not a curated record. NCBI's taxonomy places the organism in Eukaryota, Fungi, Ascomycota, Sordariomycetes, Hypocreales, Nectriaceae.